GAGGCGCAGGAGGAAGAAGAAGAAGAGGCUCCGCAGCCCUCUGCCCAAUCAGUGAUUUUGUUUACAUCUGUGUUUCCUUAUAGGUGUACGCUUAUAUUCGGUAUGUUGAAAAAAAAAAAUACCACAUAGUAGUCUUAGCUGGUUGUUGUUCGAGGUAUCUGCAGGGCUGAGUGAGUUGUGUCAGUUAAACGCUGCACAUGAUGACCUCAGAGUCUGCCAGCCUGGAGAGCCUGCGUGUGCUGUUUCAGAGCGAUGACUACAUCGUGGUGGACAAGCACUGGGACAUCCGCAUCGACAGCAAGAUGUGGUACGAGAAACACACCGUGCAGGCGCAACUUCGGCACCGCUUCCCACAGCUGGCAGACCCUAGCACCUACUAUGGAUUCAGGUUCUGUCAUCAGUUGGAUUUCUCCACGAGUGGGGCUCUUUGUGUCGCCCUCAAUAAGGCUGCUGCCGGCAGGGCUUACCACUGCUUCAAGGACCGCACUGUCACCAAAGCUUACCUCGCCAUGGUACGUGGCUUGGUAGAAAAAGAGACACAAACUUUGGACUUCUCCAUUGGCAAGAACUCCUCAGAGGGAAAAACACACAUGAUGUGUAUUGAGGGAACAGAAGGUUGUGAGAACCCCAAGCCUUGCCAAACUGAGCUGAUUGUUUUGGAGUAUGGGUUCUAUGAUGGAGACCCUGUCACCAAGGUGCUACUGCAGCCACUCACUGGCCGAACCCACCAGUUAAGGGUGCACUGCAGCGCAAUAGGCCACCCUAUCGUUGGGGACUUUACCUACAGCUUGGGAGCGGACGACUCAACCUACCGCAUGAUGCUGCACGCCCACCUCCUCCACAUUCCCCUGGAACCUGAGCCCCUGCUCGUCUCUGCUGGAGACCCCUUUCUCCCCGCGGUGGAUCCCAAGUGGCUCCCACAGCGCUCAUUACGGACACUGACGGCCACUGUGGAGGCGCUGCUGGAGCACAGGGUGGAGGAAGACAGGAAGAUCAAAGAGGAGAAGCGAGAGAGGACGAGAAGGGAGGAGGAGAAGAGGAAAGGACGCAGGGAACAGAGGAUUGAGGAGGAGAGUGAGGAGCAGAGGAUGCAGUGUCAGCAGUGGCUGAGUGAAUGGGCUGGAGACUGAUGUAUUAUUUUAGUUGAUUUAAGUUGUUUACUAAGCAAGGCCACGUUGAGCAUGCAUGCUCCAUCUCACUGACCACUCGCGCUUGCAUUGAAAUGGCAUACAUGGAAGUGAACCCGUACCUUAAUUCCCUCACAAACCAGUUACAAACAUUAUGUUAGAAAACAAUAGUGUGAGCAUGUGUGCUGCUGCUUUCUUAAACAAUUCAAACAACUGGGAGUUACCAACUAUAACCAGAGCCACUGAGCAGUUCCACCGCAGUAGCUGAGAAUGAAGUGCUUUGCUCAAGUUUAUGUUGACAUGUGAGGGGUUGGGUUGAUACCCCCCCCCGCGCCCUCUUAAGAAUUUAAAUUGGUGACUUUGUCACACGUCUGUGCUGUAUAUGGUCAGAUGAACAUACAAUAUGUAAUUUUCUGCCACUAGGCGAUAUCAAUCAAAAAAUAACAAAAGACGUUAGGCUCGUCAGCAGAUAGCUACCACAGUUUGCUCAGCUUGUUUCUGUGAUAACUUAAGAUCCAGGGUUAGGUAUAGGUAUAGUCGAUGACUACAAUUUUUCAUCCAGUUAAAAUAUAUAGUUAAAAAAACGACCAAGAUCUAGUGGCUUAAAACUGGAUAAAAAGUCAAUUUAAGACAACCACAAUGCUGAUGCAUGCUCAAAGGGGAUAUGACACUAUUGACAGGCGACUGCAACCAAAUGACACGCACCGUGUACUUGAUUAAAAUUACAGAUUUCUCUGGGUUUGAAUAUUGUUGGAAAGGUUUUUGGGUAAUGUAAGUACCCAACUUGACAAAUAUACAACAUAGGUUUAGUCGUUUUUAGACAUUUUAAUGCGGCCAUUAUAUUUUUAACUCUGAUUGCGGACCCUCAGCAGCAGCAAAUGUUUUUUGUCCAUGUCCAAAUGCUGGUAAGUUCAUGUGUGUUGUCACAUACAUACGCUGCAUGGCUGUAACCUGUAACAUACAUGGAAUCUACCCUGGAUGUUCUGUGCCUUUUGUUGUUUGUUGAUUACUUUACAGCUUUAAAUUAAACUGUUUACCCUAAAAAAAAAACUAUGUCAAUGGAACAACAAAUGUCUACAAUUUACUAUUACUUUGUUCAGUACUAAUAUAAAAAGCUAAAUAAAUGGUUGAACAA
Molecule: messenger RNA, 2262 nt
Organism: Sander lucioperca (pikeperch)
Lineage: Eukaryota; Metazoa; Chordata; Actinopteri; Perciformes; Percidae
Gene: rpusd1
Product: RNA pseudouridine synthase domain containing 1
Exons: 6
Coding region: 198-1130 (310 amino acids)
Biological process (GO): pseudouridine synthesis
Molecular function (GO): RNA binding; pseudouridine synthase activity
Source: RefSeq, a predicted model, not a curated record